Molecule: messenger RNA, 3378 nt
Organism: Zonotrichia albicollis (white-throated sparrow)
Lineage: Eukaryota; Metazoa; Chordata; Aves; Passeriformes; Passerellidae
Source: RefSeq, a predicted model, not a curated record
AUGCCCAAAAGCUGCAGCUCCCUGGGGACAUCCCAGUGGUGCAAGAACAGAGGCCAGCACCGCCCUCCCCCUGCNGAGGAAGAAUGUAGAAAUUUUGAGCAUGGCUUUAGGGUCCAUGGGAAAAACUUUCACCUUAUCCAAGCCAACAAGGUCCGCACGCGGUCGGUGGGCGAGUGCGUGGAGUAUUAUUACAUGUGGAAAAAAUCAGAACGUUAUGACUACUUCACUCAGCAGACUCGUCUAGGAAGGAAGAAGUACGUCCUCCACCCUGGAGCCACGGAUUUCACUGACAAUGACCUGGAUGCGGUUGAAUUGGAAAACACAAAUCGUUCUCGGAGCUCCCCACCAAUUCCCUCUGCAGCUGGCUGCCUGGAUGCUCACUUUGGGCAGGAUCAGAUAGCAAUUGAGAGCACAGAGCCCCUGAGCGUGGAGAGCACAGCCUGCAGCCUGGGCAGCAUCAGUGAGUCAGGGCAGGGCUAUGAGUGCAGCACCCCCUCGGAGACAAACUGCUCCUUUGACCCCUCAGAGGAGGCACCCUCGGGGGCUGUCCCUGUGCCCUGCCCACGUCACUCUGUCACCCCCUCCGAGCCCGAGCUCUUUGCUUUGCCACCCGCGGCACCAGGACUGGCAGAGAAGCAGGAAACGUUGCAGAACUCUGGUGAGACAAUAACCAUGGACUUCACUCUCCCUGCAGACAUUAAUGAGGGGUUGCCUUUAAUUGCUGGAGCUGUGGAUUUGGACAGAGACCCUGAGGCAGUGGUGGCCCCUGCUCAAGUGUCCUUAUCGGUCACAGAUUUCGGUCUCAUCGGCAUCGGAGAUGUAAAUACUUUCCUGACUGGUCACCAGGCUUGCCCAGCACCUGUGGCUCACUCAGAGCCUCUGUCACAGUGAAAGUCUCCAGUCACAAAUUUGUCACAGACCCAGCAAGGACUUUGACCUGACUGAGUGAAAUUCUGGAACUUCCACUGUCCUGUAGGGACAGUUUGGAGCUGUCGGUCGGAAUCCGUCUUUCCAUCCUCCUUGAUCCAAGGCUACAGUGAAACCAAACACCUUUCUGCUCCAGUGUAUCCUGACACAGUUGUGCAAAGUGGUGGCUGGCUUUCCUGAGUGGGGAGGUCCCUCACCCCCCUCCUGUGCUGGCCAUGUGUCACCCUGGGUGAUGCCAGUCUGCUCAGACAGUCCCUGCCUCGGGAUGGGGACGUGUCCCUUGGCCCCAGCGGGACAGUCUGAGGUGCUUUGAGAAGAGAGAUGUGUCACCAUCAUGGUGAGGGUGCAGGCUGGGGGUCUGAGAGCCUGGGAGGGCUGCAGGGCAGUUUCCUGCAGAGAUGGGCACGGUGAUGCCAAGGGAGGCUGAUCCUUCCUCCAUGGGCAGCGUGCUGCAGUAGGAGCCACUCACCCUGUCCUCCUCCCAGCUGCCAUGGACAGGACAGACACACAGCUGCUGAUGGAUGGAAACACUGCUGUGAGCAGUGAGCAAGGGGGUCAUGCUGCUGACAAGUGCUUUGGAUAUGCUGGAGGUGGGUAAAUGAUCUAGGACAUCUCCCAUCACCUGUGCACAGCCCCUGGGACCACAGCAGGCUCAGGGAAGGGGUGGCCUGGCUGGCAGUGUCACCUUGAGUCCUGCCUGGGACACUAUCCCAGGCUUUAGAGUGGAAUGGGACAAGCUGGGCUUUAAGGACCGUGACAGCAGCUGGGCUCUCAUGCCAGGAGCUCUGGCAGCAGCCACGUGUUGACUCUCCACCAGCUGUAGGUGGGACAUGGCCUGGCCCAGCCCUUGGGCAGAAAUGUCAGGUUUUGGAAGGGGCUGGCAGCACCCACGUGUUCUGACUCUCCAGCAGCUGCAGUGGGACAUGGUCUGGCCCAGUCUUUGGGCAGAAAUGUCAGGUUUUGGAAGGUGAUGCUGUGUGUGCAGCAGCAUCAUGUGCGCUCAAUUCCUUCUCACCUCUCUGUGCAGUGCUGGGCCAGGGAGAAUUUCUGUGGGGAGGAACAGGAGGUUCUGGACUCAGAGUGAUGCUGGCCAAGAGUUAUGCUGCUGCUGCUGGCAGGAGAUGACCUGAUCUUGUCUGGGCUGAAGGGCCAGAGGGUGGAAUGCAGGUGACAACAUCUGUAACUUCCCCGUUUGUUCCAACAGUUUGUCAGCAGAGGGAGGAGGUUGCUCAGCUCCCAGGGUGUCUGGGAUGUGGGUGCUAGCACAGUCCCACAGCAUCCCUGUGCCACAAAACAGGCUGUGCUGAGAGGAACGUGUGUCUUCUCUGCCAUGGAAGGUGCCAGGUGCUGUGCAGAGCCACAGGAGCCUGUCCUUGGCUGUGCUGGAGUCCAAAGCUGCUUCAGUUUGCAGGUGUGGAGUUGGCCAUGGCUCAGUUGUUCCCAUUCCCCUUUUCCCAUGCAGGGAAUUCUCUGCACUCACCUGCUGGGCAAAGCUCCCACAAGAGCUGUGUUUCCUCCAGCUGUGCUCUGCAGCUGGGAAGGAGCUUGGGUUGAGUGUUUUGGUGGAUUUGGGGCUGUGAUUGUGCACUUGGCUCUGCUGCAGUGCAUUUGGCAGGUACCUAAACCCAGGAGGCUGCACCCUCCUUUCCCUGGCUCUGGGAAGCUGUGCCCAGCCCUGCAGCAGGAGCAGGGAGACAGCAUCAAAAGCCCCAUGGGAUGUCAGGAUUGGAGCUUGUCUCACCUCCUAAGGCCCAGAUGUGGUUUGUGUGCUUUGGCAGGGGUUUGCUUUGGUGCCCAGCUCUGUGCUGAGCCCCAGGCAUGGCGUUGGCAGCCAGAGGUGCUGAGCAGGGGCCUCCCCCUCUCCUCUGCUGGGAACAGAGAGCAAACACGAGUGCCUGCUCCACAGUGGAACUGCCCAGGCUGUGAUUCCCCUUUCCUGGGGGUGACAGGAGGCUCCUUGGCUGGAGGGAGAAGAGGAGGCAGGGUGAGAGUCAGGCAGCCCUCCCACGGAGGGCCAGGCCUUGGCAUCUCCUCCAUAGGCUGAGAACAUUCUUACUUUUCCUGAAACCAUUUUUUCUUUUGGUUUAUUUCAAGCCCUAGUGAAAGGAGAGGGGAGCUGGCUGAGGCAGAAAUCUCUCGAUGUCCUUCAGUGUUGUUUACAGAUUUGCAUGGGGUCUUUCAACAUGAGUGCAGCGCUUUUUCCACAUAACUUUGAGGGAGAGGGGUGAGAAAGGCUGGGACAGGGAGGGGGUUUGGUUCUGGUUGGUUUUUUUUUUUUUUUUUUUUUGGUUGGGGUUUUCUUUUCUCCUUCUUACAAAGCACAUUCACUUUGAGCCGCUCCCAAUGCUGGACUCUUUUCUCCCUUGCCCCCCAGCCCUACACUGUGAAGUGACACUGCCUUGAAGACCCCUCGCCGUUAUUUAUUUAAUUAAAAACCUAAUUUGAAAGUGA